Messenger RNA from Fomitiporia mediterranea MF3/22, 423 nucleotides. RefSeq lists its product as uncharacterized. The record is from RefSeq and is a predicted model, not a curated record. The transcript is spliced from 3 exons. Lineage: Eukaryota; Fungi; Basidiomycota; Agaricomycetes; Hymenochaetales; Hymenochaetaceae. The coding region runs from base 1 to 423 and encodes 140 amino acids.
AUGUCCCAAAAUGCUACGGAUUGGGAGCGUAUCCCAGAAUUCGCGUCGAGGAGCUUGAGGGAGGACAGAAAGAAACAAAUCAUGCAUGCUCUCAUUGAGCUUCAUAAAAUCGGCGUUUUCCAUGGCGACGCUCGUGCUGAAAAUAUGCUAUUUGACAGCAUGUCGCACAGCGUGAAGAUGAUUGACUUCGCCAGAAGUUAUUGGCAUGAGUGUGGCGGUUUGUCGGGUUGCGAUGAGCUGACGGAGAUUUGGAGGGUCUUGUUCCAAAGCAAGCCAAUGAGACCCCUACGUCUGCGCACACAAAAUGCCGAGGAUAACGUCAUAGGGGCGAGCAAGGAAGAAAAGGCAAGGUUCAGAAACCAACUGGGUUUGUGUUUAUUGCCAUUUUGUGGGAAGGAAUUUGUAGAUACUGUCAUCAUUUGA